GGGCUGUGGACAGAAUUACCAGAGAUAAUUGUUUUAUUUGGAUCAAGGUGAUUUUUAUUUUUUUUAUUGCAUCAAAAUUGUCCAUGUUAAACAGCACAGAGGGAGAGAAAGUGUCCUUCCAGUGCUGCCUGGAUGUUUCCGGACUGGAAGCCUCUGAGCUGUUUCCGCCGCCAUUGCGGAUUUUGGACAGAUCAGCCGUAGCCACUGCUAUCCAUCGAUGCAGUGCUGAAAGCGCGCACAGACGGGGGACACAUUUCACCACUCUGCUGAUUCGAGGCUUUGGAGACGCGGUUAAAACCACUGCGCAUUUCACAUUUUAAUCGUGGUUUUCAUUUUUCACUGCUCAGCUCCGACCUACACGAACAGUGAAGAGGUCGUAGCUAGCGCGGUGCUACUGCCUAGCUAGCUAGCGAGCUGCACGGCUAGAUUUUCAGGACUCCGGAGAAGCUCAAGGAAACAACCAUGGCUCAAAUCCUGCCAAUCCGCUUCCAGGAGCACCUGCAGCUCCAGAACCUGGGAAUCAACCCAGCCAACAUUGGAUUCAGUACUCUGACCAUGGAGUCCGACAAGUUCAUCUGUGUACGAGAGAAAGUGGGCGAGCAGGCCCAGGUUGUCAUCAUAGAUUUGGCCGAUCCCAACAAUCCCAUCCGCAGGCCCAUCUCUGCAGACAGCGCCAUCAUGAACCCUGCCAGCAAAGUUAUUGCCCUUAAAGCCGCAAAGACCCUGCAGAUCUUCAACAUUGAGAUGAAGAGCAAGAUGAAGGCUCACACAAUGACUGAUGACGUGACCUUUUGGAAAUGGAUCUCCCUGAACACUGUUGCCCUGGUCACAGACAACGCAGUCUACCACUGGAGUAUGGAGGGUGACUCUCAGCCAAUCAAAGUCUUUGACCGUCACUCUAGCCUGGCAGGCUGCCAGAUUAUUAACUAUCGCACUGACGCCAAACAGAAGUGGCUGCUGCUCAUUGGCAUUUCAGCACAGCAAAAUCGUGUUGUCGGAGCCAUGCAACUGUACUCGGUGGACAGGAAGGUGUCUCAGCCGAUCGAGGGGCAUGCUGCUGGGUUUGCACAGUUUAAGAUGGAGGGCAACACUGAAGAGUCCACUCUGUUCUGCUUUGCUGUGCGAGGACAGGCAGGAGGAAAACUGCACAUCAUUGAAGUGGGGACCCCACCAACUGGGAACCAGCCAUUUCCAAAGAAAGCUGUUGAUGUUUUCUUUCCUCCAGAAGCCCAGAAUGACUUCCCUGUGGCCAUGCAGAUCAGCUCAAAGCAAGAUGUAGUAUUCCUCAUCACCAAAUAUGGCUACAUCCACCUCUAUGACCUGGAGACUGGAACUUGUAUCUACAUGAACAGGAUCAGUGGGGAGACCAUUUUUGUCACAGCCCCCCAUGAGCCGACUGCUGGUAUCAUUGGAGUCAACAGGAAAGGACAGGUGUUGUCAGUGUGCGUGGAGGAGGAAAACAUCAUUCCCUACAUUACUAACGUGCUCCAGAACCCAGACCUGGCUCUUCGCAUGGCCGUUCGCAACAACCUUGCUGGUGCUGAGGAGCUGUUCGCCCGCAAGUUCAACACCCUCUUUGCAGCAGGAAAUUACUCGGAGGCUGCCAAGGUGGCAGCUAAUGCACCCAAGGGUAUCCUGCGGACUCCAGACACCAUACGUCGUUUCCAGAGUGUACCAGCUCAACCAGGCCAGACGUCUCCUCUGCUCCAGUACUUUGGCAUCUUGCUGGACCAAGGCCAGCUUAAUAAGUUUGAGUCUUUGGAGCUGUGCAGGCCAGUCCUCCAGCAGGGCCGCAAGCAGCUACUAGAGAAGUGGCUGAAAGAGGACAAGCUUGAGUGCUCUGAGGAGCUUGGAGACUUGGUGAAGUCUGUUGAUCCUACACUCGCUCUCAGUGUCUACCUCAGAGCCAACGUUCCCAAUAAGGUUAUUCAGUGCUUUGCAGAGACUGGUCAGUUCCAGAAGAUUGUACUCUAUGCCAAGAAGGUGGGCUACACACCAGACUGGAUCUUUCUGCUGAGGAAUGUAAUGCGGAUCAGUCCAGAGCAGGGCCUUCAAUUCUCACAGAUGUUGGUUCAGGAUGAAGAGCCACUUGCUGACAUUACACAGAUAGUCGAUGUGUUCAUGGAGUACAACCUGAUCCAGCAGUGCACAUCCUUCCUACUAGAUGCCCUGAAAAACAAUAGACCCAUGGAAGGACCACUGCAGACACGCCUGCUGGAAAUGAAUCUGGUCCAUGCACCACAGGUUGCAGAUGCCAUCCUGGGCAAUCAGAUGUUCACCCACUAUGAUCGGGCACAUGUGGCACAGCUGUGUGAGAAAGCUGGUCUCCUGCAGAGGGCGCUGGAGCACUACACUGACCUGUAUGACAUAAAGCGUGCAGUGGUGCAUACACACCUGCUGAACCCAGAGUGGCUGGUGAAUUUCUUUGGCUCCUUGUCAGUGGAGGAUUCUCUGGAAUGUCUGAGGGCUAUGCUGUCUGCAAACAUCCGCCAGAACCUUCAGAUCUGUGUGCAAGUGGCCUCCAAGUACCAUGAGCAGCUCAGUACUCAGUCCCUCACUGAACUUUUUGAGUCUUUCAAGAGCUUUGAGGGUUUGUUCUACUUCUUGGGUUCCAUCGUGAACUUCAGCCAGGAUCCAGAGGUCCACUUUAAAUACAUCCAGGCCGCCUGCAAGACGGGCCAGAUCAAAGAGGUGGAGAGAAUCUGCAGAGAGAGUAACUGCUAUGACCCUGAACGCGUCAAGAACUUCCUCAAGGAAGCCAAGCUGACCGACCAACUACCUUUGAUCAUCGUGUGUGACCGCUUUGAUUUUGUCCAUGACCUGGUCCUGUACCUGUACCGCAACAGCCUGCAGAAAUACAUUGAGAUCUACGUGCAGAAGGUGAACCCAAGCCGUCUGCCCGUCGUCAUUGGUGGGCUCCUGGAUGUAGACUGCGCUGAGGAUGUGAUUAAGAACCUGAUCAUGGUGGUGAGAGGACAGUUCUCCACUGAUGAACUGGUUGCUGAGGUUGAGAAAAGGAACCGACUGAAGCUGCUGCUGCCUUGGUUGGAGGCUCGUAUUCAUGAAGGCUGUGAGGAGCCUGCUACCCACAAUGCUCUGGCGAAGAUCUAUAUCGACAGCAACAACAACCCUGAGCGCUUCCUGAGGGAAAAUCCCUUCUAUGACAGCCGUGUGGUGGGGAAGUACUGUGAGAAGAGAGACCCCCACUUGGCCUGUGUGGCCUAUGAAAGAGGACAGUGUGACCAGGAACUGAUUCAUGUGUGCAAUGAGAACUCACUUUUUAAGAGUCUAUCCCGCUACCUUGUACGUCGUAAGAACCCCGAGUUGUGGGCGAGUGUGCUGCUGGAGACCAAUAACUACAGAAGACCACUCAUUGAUCAGGUUGUUCAGACAGCUCUGUCAGAGACCCAGGAUCCAGAGGAGGUGUCGGUCACAGUCAAGGCCUUCAUGACCGCUGACCUUCCCAAUGAGCUCAUCGAGCUUCUAGAGAAGAUUGUCCUGGAUAACUCCGUCUUCAGUGAGCACAGAAACCUGCAGAAUUUGCUCAUCCUGACAGCCAUUAAAGCUGAUCGGACACGUGUCAUGGAGUACAUCAACCGUCUGGACAACUAUGAUGCCCCAGACAUUGCAAACAUUGCCAUUAGCAAUGAGCUUUUUGAGGAGGCCUUUGCUAUUUUUAGAAAAUUUGAUGUCAACACCUCUGCUGUUCAGGUUCUGAUUGAGCACAUUGGUAACUUGGACCGAGCUUAUGAAUUUGCUGAGCGCUGCAAUGAGCCACCGGUGUGGAGUCAGCUGGCAAAGGCGCAGCUCCAGAAGGGUCUUGUCAAAGAAGCCAUUGACUCUUACAUCAAGGCUGACGACCCCUCUGCUUAUAUGGAAGUGGGACAAGCUGCAGCCCAAAGUGGAAACUGGGAGGACCUGGUGAAGUUUCUGCAGAUGGCCCGUAAGAAGGCUCGGGAGUCAUAUGUUGAAACAGAGCUGAUCUUUGCCCUGGCUAAGACCAACCGCCUGGCUGAGCUGGAGGAGUUCAUCAACGGACCCAAUAAUGCUCACAUUCAGCAAGUGGGUGACCGGUGCUAUGACGAGAAGAUGUACGAUGCAGCCAAACUGCUUUACAACAAUGUGUCCAACUUUGGCCGUCUGGCCUCUACUCUGGUCCACCUGGGAGAAUAUCAGGCAGCUGUUGAUGGAGCCCGCAAGGCCAACAGCACCCGCAUCUGGAAGGAGGUGUGUUUUGCGUGUGUAGAUGGGAAGGAGUUCCGUCUUGCCCAAAUGUGUGGCCUACAUAUUGUCGUCCAUGCUGAUGAACUGGAAGAACUCAUCAACUACUACCAGGACCGUGGUUACUUUGAAGAGCUGAUCACCAUGCUGGAGGCUGCUCUCGGGCUUGAGCGGGCGCACAUGGGUAUGUUCACCGAACUGGCCAUUCUCUACUCUAAGUUUAAGCCCCAGAAGAUGAGGGAGCAUCUGGAGCUUUUCUGGUCCCGUGUCAACAUUCCAAAGGUUCUCAGGGCAGCAGAGCAGGCCCACCUGUGGGCAGAGCUGGUGUUCCUCUACGACAAGUACGAGGAGUAUGACAAUGCCAUCAUCACGAUGAUGAACCACCCAUCUGAUGCCUGGAAGGAGGGCCAGUUCAAAGACAUUGUCACCAAGGUGGCCAACGUGGAGCUGUACUACAAAGCCAUCCACUUUUAUCUGGAAAUAAAACCACUAUUACUGAAUGACCUGCUCAUUGUCCUCUCUCCGAGACUGGACCACACACGCGCUGUCAACUUCUUCAGCAAGGUGAAACAGCUGCCUCUGGUGAAACCUUAUCUCAGGUCUGUCCAGAAUCACAACAACAAGUCGGUGAAUGAGGCACUGAACAACCUCUUCAUUAUUGAGGAAGACUAUGCGGCGCUGCGCACAUCCAUCGAUGCGUAUGACAACUUCGACAACAUCUCUCUGGCUCAGGGCCUGGAGAAGCACGAGCUAAUCGAGUUUAGGAGGAUUGCGGCCUACCUGUUCAAGGGCAACAACCGCUGGAAACAGAGUGUUGAACUCUGCAAGAAGGACAAGCUCUAUAAGGAUGCUAUGCAGUAUGCAUCAGAGUCCAAAGACACAGAGCUUGCAGAAGAGCUCCUGGCUUGGUUCCUGAACGAAGACAAGAAAGAGUGUUUCGCCGCCUGUUUAUUCACCUGCUACGACCUGCUGCGGCCCGAUGUGGUGCUGGAGACGGCCUGGCGACACAACAUCAUGGACUUCUCCAUGCCAUACUUCAUCCAGGUCAUGAGAGAAUAUCUGAGUAAGGUUGAUGCGAUAAAGGAAAAGGUGGACAAACUUGAAGCCUCCGAGUCCCUGAGGAAACAGGAGGAGCAAGCCACAGACUCUCAACCUAUUGUUUACGGCACACCGCAGCUCAUGCUCACAGCAGGGCCCAAUGUGCCUGUGCCCCCCCAGCAGGCCUAUGGUUACGGCUACACAGCAGCAGCACCGGGCUUCACCCAACCGCCACAGCCCAACUUUGGUUAUGGCAUGUGAACCCACAACACCCCCUCCCACCACCACCACCACCUCCACUUCCACUUGACCCAAUACCUUCCUUCUAUCUCCCCUUCUCUUUGUGUUCCUCACCAGCUUCCCAUGGUCUUCUUCUCACAACAGAGGACACAAGCAAGCAACAGCCCACUCUCAUUUUGAGUACUGUUUUUUUUUUUUUUUUUUUUUAAUUAUUAUUAUUAUUGUUACAAUAUUGUCCUGUUACAAAAGAAAACAUUUACCUGCAAUGAAGGACUUUUAUUUGUAUUGUUUGAAAGGAAAUUGGACCACAAAUUUCUUUGUUGUUUCACAUUCCAUAUUUAUAAGUACUUAUUUACUUUUUUUUGGUGUUUACAUUGAUGUUUUUUUUUUAACUAUUGUUUUUUUGGUCUGUGCAGAAGUGGACUUGCUAAAGCUCAGCAAAGAACCUUUGAAGUAGGUGGAGGAGCAUUGGAUUUUGCACUCGUCGAGAAAUUAAUGUAGAGAAGCUCUUACUUUUGAUGUACUGAACAUGUGAACAGCUUACAUUGUCUCGUUUGUCUGUAUAAUGCAUUUCAUUGUAUAUUCUGAGAAAAAAAAAGGUUACAUAUAAUAUUUGAACAAUUUAUUGCCAUUACAGUGGCUAUAGAUAGCAACACUAAGUAAUGAUAGUAUAUUCUGCACAGGCGUGUAGCUUUAUGGAGUUUUAAAUGCAUACAGAUGUAUGUCACUGUGUGAAUGAAUGAGUGAGUGUGUGUGUGUGUCAGAGAUACAAAGAGUGAUAGUGACCUGAUGGUCAAAAUAAGGAUUUUAACUCCCCCACAGCCUAUACUGGGCUGUACAAUCCACCCUCCUAGAUGUUAGCUCUCCUUCUUGGUUCCAUGUACUUAGGUGACCUCUUGUGCCGUGUACAGUGCUUGUGUGAGACUGUGUCCGUGUAUGUGCAAGGAAGGGACCAAGGCUCCCAAACUCCAGGGCCCUUAAACCCUGAACCGUACUCUGUGUGUGUGUGUGUGUGUAUUUACUCUGAACCCUCCUCAUGCUGAGGUCCGUGUAUGCCGGGUGUUGUGUUGUUUCCCUCGGUCACCGUUACUUAUUUUUUUGUUUGUUUUUUUGUUUUUAGUGUGUACAGAUGUGAACAUAAUUGAUGGCAAACUUUUAGAUGGAGACCCCACCCAUCUGUCCUUCACCCACUCCCCUGUCCUGUCUCCUCCAGCAUUUCCACAUGAACAAACACGGAGGCAGAAGACGACAGAGUGGAGGAACCUUUGUUCACUUAAUGACAGCUGGAUUAGAUCCAUGAACACUCCUGUAGGUUGUGUGUUUAGAUGGUUAUGAUGAAGACAUUAGAUCUCAGUACAUCCAGUUCUUUGUUAAGAAUGGUCUGAAAUAAGAGCCUGUAUUUAUCUUGAUGUACUUAACUUCCUUACAUGCUUUAAGCUGUGUGUGUAAAGUGUCAUCUAAACCCUAACAUAAGUUGAAUUCCUUUCUGUUGUCAUGCAUAUUAAUAAUAAAGGGCAUCUGUCAUUGAUAAGUGGAACAUUAUGACUUAACUGAAAGGGAAAUACUAGCUUAAAUAAAAGUCUAAAAAUUGUA
Solea solea (common sole) is the source of this 7092-nucleotide messenger RNA. RefSeq names its product clathrin heavy chain 1-like. Gene Ontology annotation, cellular component: spindle; clathrin coat of trans-Golgi network vesicle; extracellular exosome. The record is from RefSeq and is a predicted model, not a curated record. Gene Ontology annotation, biological process: clathrin coat assembly; receptor-mediated endocytosis; intracellular protein transport. NCBI's taxonomy places the organism in Eukaryota, Metazoa, Chordata, Actinopteri, Pleuronectiformes, Soleidae. The coding region runs from base 463 to 5520 and encodes 1685 amino acids. Gene Ontology annotation, molecular function: clathrin light chain binding; structural molecule activity. The transcript has 33 exons.